GUUGAAGCCAAGCAGCCCUUUCCUUCGGUUGCCUGCUGCACGCCACCGACGCGUCCUUGACGCUCACCGUGACCAUCACAUCCGUCCCCUUGAAGUUUGCUUGUCGAUAACAUCUGCCGUCUCUCAGUCCAUCGAUCACGAUGAACGGAAUACUACCCUCCGAGUCGCACCAAGCGCGUCGCGGCAUACAAGAGUGUGACUUCUGUCUGAAGAGCAGGACGGAAGUAGGGCGGCUGUUUGCGUGCUCAGGAUGCAAACUCGCCAUGUACUGCAGCCCUGCAUGCCAAAAGGCCGGCUGGGGCUUCCACAAGCUCGUCUGCAAGUCCAUCAAGCAGGAGCGCUCCCAGUUCAAAGAGAUGGACCAGCUCUUCCUCUCCUGGGGGGGCAACCUCGCCCAGGCAAUCAACCCCAGCGCGGUGCUGCCGUCCGUGAUCAUGGACGAGUUCUGCGCGUUCGCGGAGAAGUUCAAGCUGCCGCUCAUGGAGGCGGGGUACAACGGGCUGCGCAUCGCGUCGGACCCGUCAUUCUCUGAGCACGCCGUCCUCUUCGUCAUGCUCGACCGCCACCCCGUCCGCGCGCACUCGUCGCGCGCGUGGGCCCGCCCGCGGGUGCUCUACGCGAAGCCCAUGACGUACGACGAGCUCCGCGAGAAGUACGGGCGGGCGAACGUGCAGGAGCUCGUCGUCCGCCUGGGCGGCCUGCGCGAGAUCCAGUCGCGCGCGCCGGACUACGUCGCCUCCGUCAACAUCAUGCUCUCCAGCCUCUGCCAUGUACUCUCCCCGCCUGUCCCGCUGCAUUACCCUGUCCCGCUGGAUAUCUCGCCGGCAUAUAUGCGCGCGGUCAGCCUCGGCGAUACCUGGGCGCAGAAGCUGAAGGACAUCGUGGAGAAGAUCUCUGGCAGACAGGUCAAUACCCGCAAUGGUCAUAUAUGAGCUACUCUGGACGUUUAACAAGGCGUAUCCGGCCUGACUGGUGCUCGCGUAUGGACCCGCUCCGAGACGGUGAUUGCUCGACAUGUAUUUCUAUGUCUAUACCCAGCUCGACACCAAGAUGUGACCAUUAU
Messenger RNA from Rhodofomes roseus, 1063 nucleotides. RefSeq lists its product as uncharacterized. The transcript is spliced from 3 exons. The record is from RefSeq and is a predicted model, not a curated record. NCBI's taxonomy places the organism in Eukaryota, Fungi, Basidiomycota, Agaricomycetes, Polyporales, Fomitopsidaceae. The coding region runs from base 141 to 932 and encodes 263 amino acids.